Messenger RNA from Caenorhabditis auriculariae, 8966 nucleotides. NCBI's taxonomy places the organism in Eukaryota, Metazoa, Nematoda, Chromadorea, Rhabditida, Rhabditidae. The record is from the annotation of a GenBank genome assembly.
AUGAGCGAUGAAAUGACCACAUCUGUGAGUUUUUUUUUUUGAAAACUUGAAAAGUUUGAGUUCCAACGUCCAUAUGAGUACGGCGUUUUUGACGACCCCCCGCCCAGAUUUAUUCCGUAAAGUGUAGUGUGUCGUGUGCAUGCACUGUGGCGCACUCGCACAUGCCGUUUUCAAAGCAAUUUCGAAACGAAGUAAUCUCUGAAUUCAGAUAAGUUUUUCACUUUCUGAGGGCUAUUUUGAGUUUCGUGGAAUCACUUUGAGCACGGGAACAGAAAAAUUGUGUUUUUCAAAAUGUGAAAUCGAUUCGUCUCAUGACCCAUUGAACAUGCGCCUUUAAUAUUCCCUGUUGUUGUUUCCCAUGACGUCACAUGGGAACGACGGAGGUUUUGACCCUUUUCGCAUUUUUCCCCACUAACAAGAACGCCGUAUUGAAUGGAGAAAAUCGGAUAAACGUUGAGAUUUUUUGAAAUUGAGCUCUAUCGAUCCAAAACGAUUUUUCACAUGAGAAAAUUGCUGAUUUUAUUGACCAACUGUUCUUUUUUCUCAGAAAGAGCCAGGAGGACUAUUCGGAUUGAUCGAAAGACUUAUUUGGAAGCCAAAAGAAGCCCGGGAAAACGCGGACAAUGUCUCAGAAGAGGUAUUUUUUCGACUAUGAAUGUGAUUCGUUGGUUAGAUAUCAAAACCGCAUUUGGAAUGGCUCAAUGCUUUGCGGUCGCGCCGCGGUUCGUAUUAUGAGCGCUACCGACGGCUGAAGUCGCUCUCAGUCGGGCGCAUCUUUACGAAAACGCUACGCAGCCGCGACGCGUCGAGCCAUUUCCUUAGCCUCGAUUUUGUAUGGUAACUAUUUUCUUAUACUUUUUUUUUACAGAAACCGUCGUCGAUUCCGGAGCAAGACUCGACAGCGACAAGAACAGUUCCGAGGGCUAUAUCCAGAACUAUAGGCCCUUGGGCCGAAUAUUCAAUCCAAACCAAAAAAGCUGCAAAAGUUAUUGUGGAUGAUGACGACAAAAAAGAUGUCGGAAACCUUCAAAAAGAUAAGAUUCUCAUGAGAAGAGGCGGAUUUAAAAGGGAUUCAAGAAACCGACGAUCUCUCGAAAUAUUGAAACAAGAUCUGGGAGUCUCCGAAAGGAAAGAAGAGCCAGAAUCGACUUCUUCGAAUUGGGAGAAACUAGCCGGAGAGCUUUUGAGUCAACGGGAUGAGUUGCGGAAUCAUUUCGAAUGGCUCAAAACACUGGAGGCAACUCUGUCCGAAAGACUCGCAAAGUUGGAUCAGCGAGAAGAGAAGAUCAGGGAAGAAGAAUCGAGACUCACGAAGUUCGAGUCGGACUUGAAGGUUCGAGAGGAACUGCUGAGAAAAAGAGAGGAAGAACUGUCCAAGGAAGAAGCUCGAAAAAAGCCAAAAAUCGAAGCGGCUUCGAAAGGAAUUCGAGAAGAAUCUGAAGACGUUGAACAGGGCCAUCGGUUUGAAUCUGACUUCAAGAAAAAGUUCAAAAUUAUGAAUGAAGUCCGACGAUCCCAGACCUUCAAUAAAAGGGGUGAAAAGUCCGAAAUCUCCAAUUUGAAGCAUGAAGAAAACUCUGGCGAGGUCAAAAAUCCAUCCGAGAGUUACGUUAGCUUCGUGAAAAAAUUGAGAGCGAAUCAGUUCAAGAAAAUCGAGCAAGAAAAAGAGAAACGGGAAUUUUCUAGCCAGGAGGUAGAAAAAGGAGCUUCAAGCCUUGUUUUGGAAGUUGGCGGUAAAUCUGAUGAGGGAAAGGAAAAUCCUCAAAGGGCUUCAGAAUUCAGAAAAGAAAUAAGCGAGAGAAUCAAAGCCCGGCAACUUCGGAAGGCUGAAAAAGAAAGAAAGAAUUCUGAAAGUGAAAAUCCAGCUCCUCAAGUUGUGCUGGAAGAUGGAGAAUUGGAAAAACCUGAAGCUUCCUCCCAAGAAGAAGCAGUGAAAAAACAGUCAGAAGCCGAUAAUUCCAGAGAAGAGCACGAAAAAAGGAUGGCCGAAAUGAGGCUGAGGUUUCAAGAAGAAGAAGCUGAACGAGCGCGAAAGCGACAGGAGAGAAGUCGCGUGCUGGAGGAGCUGGAGGAGGAAGGACGGCGAAUCGACCGAGAAUUCGCCGAAAAAAUGGCCAAGAUCUCCGGAGGAAACUCAGAAAGGAGUACUGAAGAAAUCGGAGAGAGGGAGACUAUAAAAUCAAAGGAAUCUGAAGCAGAGGAAUCAAAGUCGGAAACCUGCAAUUUUAUCCCAGAAGACCCAGGAAAAAGUCUAGGAGACACUGCAGAAGUGAAAAAAGAACCUGAAGACGUCAAAAAGGCUCAAAUUGAAGUUCAACAGCUCCCUGAGUUUGACGGAAAAACAAUCUUUGAGUUGAAAUCAGAAAAAGGAUCAGAGAUUCGUAAUCCCGCCGAACACGUCAAAGAAAAGUCUGGGGACGUCGAAACUCGAAAAAAUGGUGGAAAAGAAGUCCGACAGCUCCAGAAGGCUGAAAUCAGUGGAAAAGACCUUGAUGAGACCAUUUUAACAACGCAAAAUCAUGCAAGUCAAGUUGAAGAAGAAGUCCGACAGCUCCAGAAAGCUAGAAUUGAGAAAGAAGCCGUUGAAGAGAGCAACCUGAACCCCGAAGAAGGAGGAUCAACUACGAGGAAAGAAUCUGGAGCCCAAGAAGGCGUCGAAAAGAAGAAGAAGAAGAGCGUUAAGAAAGCUCAAAAGUUGAAGAAGGCUGAAAAGGAACAAGAAGUUGUUCCAAUGUCUUCAGAAAAGGUUGAAGAUACAAAAUCUGAAGUACAGAACCUUCAAAAAGAAGCUGCCGUUGACAAAGUAGAAGAACUUCAACUUCAAAAUUUCGACAUGUCUGAACUAGAAACCGCUCAUCAGAAUUUGAAAAAGCACAUCGAUCACGCCGGUUCUCAUGUGAGUUAUUUGAGAAAUAUUCGAUUAUUAUAUUAUAUUUCAGAUCCGAUUAAUGCGCAGAGCUCCAAGCCAUUGUAUCGAAGACGGCAAAAAGGAAUUGAAAGUUUGUAGCUACCGUAAUCUCCGGACCUUUCAAUCUUUCGUUUUAAGAAGCGCCUCAAAAUCGCCUCUGACGAGUGUUCCCGACUAAUUUCUUUCUAUUCAAAAGUCGCUGAAAUUUUGAAUGACGAACCUUCUUUUCGAAUUACCACGGUUUGAUAUACUUUAGAAACACGUCGGCCGCGUGGGAAAUGGCUUGACGCGUUGCGGUUGCGAAGCGGUCGAAAAAAUCAUCAGAAAGGGCUCCAUAGAAAUGUUUCUUUUAGGGUGACCUUUUUGCGUCAUUUUCUCGACCCUUAUGCACCAUUUUUGCUACCUCUCCCUUUUUCCACCAUUUCUCGAGACUUUAAAAUCUCAGAAAAAUGGAAGGCUCGAUAAAGGAACACUUUUUGCUACCUUUUUGCACCCUUUUUGCACCCUUUUUGCACCCUUUUUGCACCCUUUUUGCUGCCUUUUUGCACCCUUUUUGCACCCUUUUUGCUGCCUUUUUGCACCCUUUUUGCACCCUUUUUGCAGCCUUUUUGCACCCUUUUUGCUGCCUUUUUGCAGCCUCUCCCUUCCAGCGGCCAUUACCCACCAUUCAGACAUUGCCCGAGAUUGAACAGCAGCGCGACCGCAACGCAUAGAGCCAUUCCACGUGCGGCCAUAAAGUCUUACGAAAUGUUUAAAAGAAGUUCUUUUUCAGGCUACAGUUCGCAAUCUCUUGGAAAUUUCGACAAAAUUGAGGACGUUGCUAAAAAUUGAAGAUUCUUCAACAAUAUUACCGGAUUGGAAUGAAACGAAGGAACUGAUUGGAAAAAUUGCCUUUUUUGCAGAAAGUAUCAAGUGAUGAAGGGAAAACGUGAAAUAAAGGAAUUUUAAUGGAAAUUUUCUUUUUUUGAUGACAAUGUGCAAUGAAAAGAAGCGAUUGAACUGAAAAAGGUCGGAAAAUGUGGAAAAAGGCUUUAUAAAAAUGUUCUUUUUAGGGUAAGAUAGACUCCUUUUUUGCUGCCUUUUUGCGCCAUUUCAUGGGCUCUUAUGCACCUUCUUGCUGUCUCUUUCUUUUUCCACCAUUUCUCGAGCCUUUAAAAUUUCAGAUAGAUGGAAAAAGGGACUCUUUUUGCUGCCUCUUCGCGGCCUCUUUGCGGCCUUUUUGCGGCCUUUUUGCUGCCUUUUUGCACCCUUUUUGCUGCCUUUUUGCUGCCUUUUUUGCUGCCUUUUUUGCUGCCUUUUUUGCUGCCUUUUUGCGGCCUUCUUGCAGCCUCUUUGCGGCCUUUUUGCAGCCUUUUUGCUGCCUUUUUGCGACCUUUUUGCGGCCUUUUUCCUGCCUUUUUGCACCCUUUUUGUUGCCUUUUUGCACCCUUUUUGCUGCCUUUUUCCUGCCUUUUUGCGGCCUUUUUGCUGCCAUUUUGCACUCUCUUUGCUGCCUUUUGCUGCCUCUUUGCCGCCAUUAUCCACCAUUCCGACUUUGCCCGAGAAGUUGUUCAUAAGUCACUGAUGUACAUUUUUCAAGGUAGAGGGGAAUAAAAAAAUUAAAAUUUUUUUUGGCACACAUGAUUUGAAAAUUGAUAAGCAGAAGCUGUUGGAAAAAAACGAGGCAAGCUUCUCAACUUGAAAAAAAUUUUUCUUUCCAAAUUUUUCACACUUUUUUUCUUUUUCAACUUAUCAAGUCAACACCGCGAGGAUCGCAAAAUGUUAUCUUUUUUUCAAGAGUUCUUAUCAAAAAUAAUCUUCCUCUUUCUCUUUUAUAGUUGUGCAGUUUUCUUCCUCAAAAUGUCGAUAUUUUUCUCACUUUUAUCGCGAUUUUUCGGAUGAGGAAUGGCUCAAAAUGAAGUUUCUUGCGCCGGACCAGAAAACGACUUGCGCAAGCAUGACUUUGAAAACAUUUGGCGUAUCUCGUUGAGCCGUUCCUCACUCUAUGAUAACUUUAUUUCGAUUCUGCUAAGCUUAGGAAUUCCAGAGUGGCCCCUAGGCUAUAAGGGCAACCUUAGACCCUUGGAGAUUCCCCUCUAGGGACCAGUUUACCAACCCUAUAAGGGCCACUAAAGAUUGCAAAAAUGACCUCUAUAGGGACCAUGCUGGUCGAUAAUUGUUAUGAACUCUUUGUGAAGAAGCAUUUCCAUGCGAAAAACUAAAUAUUUGAGCGUUUUUUGAAUGAGUUGAAAGACCUCUAUAGGGACCACUUGAGCUUUAUUGGCUAAGGGGUCAGACCCUAAACCUCUAUAGGGACAUUUUUUAUUUGACUCCUAUAGAGGCCGAAAAAGUGGUCCAUAUAGGGGAAAAAACACUUGCGAAAACUCUUUUUUUCAGGAACUUUCAAAAAAGCGCUCAUUGACAAAGGCUUCUGGGACUGUGGAGCUGAAGAAAAGGUAUGUGGUAAUUUUUUAAUUCGGAAAAUAUUUAUUUUAAUUUCAAAUAAAAUCUUAUGAGUUCAGAGCAUCUAGAAAGUUCAUGAGGCGGGAAGUUCUCGGGUAAACGUGCUCUAGCGAGAAAAAAAAAACCAGUAAUGGGUUUUUUAUUGAUUUUUCGAGUGGAAAGAGAUCUGAAAAGCGGGAUAGUUCUUUUUUGAAGGACGGAGGCAAAGUAGAAAAGGGUGGAAAAAGGCUCCUUUUUGCUGCCUUUUUGCACCAGUCCCCCGGCUCUUAAGCACCUUUUUUGAAGUCUUUCCCUUUUUCCACCAUUUCUUGAGCCUUUAAAAUUUCAGAAAAAUGGAAGGCUCGAUGCAGGGACUCUUUCUGCUGCCUUUUUGCUGCGUUUUUGGAGCCUUUUUGCAGCCUUUUUGCACCCUUUUUGCUGCCGUUUUUGGAGCCUUUUUGCAGCCUUUUUGCGGCCUGUUUGCGGCCUUCUUGCUGUCUUUUUGCAGCCUUUUUGCAGCCUUUUUUGAGCUUCUCCUUUCUAGCGGCCACUAUCCACCAUUCCGACUUUGCCCGAGUAUGCAUCUUUGGGUUUCAAAAAAAAAGGAAAAUUUCAUUAUUCCUCUCGAGGUGAAAAACACCUUUUUGCGUUCUGUUAGACUUCUAAAUCUGAGAAAACACUCGGAAGAGGUUUAAUAAUGAAUAGUAGGAUUUUUGGUUUCAGAUGGGCUUGGAGGACGAAUUCAACGCCCUUUCGAUGAGUCAACGAGAAAGCGCCCUCGGAAUAGUAAUCAGACGACUUGAGGAAAGGUCACGGGUGCAAGAAGAAAAUGAAAAACGAUUGGAAAGACGAUCAGCAGAACUGGAUAAGAAAGAACUAUAUUUGAAACGAAUGGAAUUGUUCGUAAGGGAAGACCUAAAUCAGCAAGAAGGUUUUCUGAACGUUCGGGAAGGAUCAAUCACGAAAACGCGUGAGCAUUUGGAGGAACUGUCGAAAUCGCUCAACGAAAGAGAAACACGUUUGAGCGAAAAAGAGAGAAGGAACGAGGACUUUAAACGGAAAUUGGGCGAAAAGACGCAAGAGUUGGGCCGAAAAGAAGCGCUUCUCCUUCAAGAAGGAGAACUCCUCAGGGUCAGACAGAACAAUUUGGAAAAUAAAGAAGGUUCAUUGAAAGAAAAGCAAACGUCUAUGGGAUUUCUUCGAAGAAAUGCCGAGAAAGAAGCUCUCAACACUCGUCAACCCACGUUGAAAGAUCGAGUGGAGGAAAUGACUGAAAAACUGCAACAAGAAGGGUUUGAGAACCAGAGAAAAAGAGAAGUUUUAAAGGAGCAACAAAAACUUCUUGAUUUGGAGAAAGAUGAACUACAAGCUAUGAAGAAGUCUUCGCGACAGUUCCACGAAGCUUUGGUACAAAAAGAAGAAGAGCAGACAAAUGAGAGAGAUACCUUGAAUCGGCGAUCCUCGAUGGUUACAAAACAAGAAGCUGAACUGAGGGAGAAAUCUGAAUCUCAACAGAAGCAGCUUGCUCAAGAAAGAGAGAAAAUAGAAAUCGAACUCGAGGCGGAAAAGGAAAAACUGUCCAAAGAGCUUGACGAGUUGGAAAAGACGCUGAAUGACCGCGGAGAGAAACUCGAUAAAGACAAGUUGAAAUAUCAGAGAGAUUUCGAGGAUCUGGAAAAACGAGAGAAGAAGCUCGUAAAAGACAGGAAGAAGCUGCAAGAUGAUAGGAAAACUCUGGAAAAGUUGAAGGAAGAACUGGACCGAGAAAAGAAAGAAUUGGUGAAUGAACAAAAUCAGCUGAAAUCUAAGGAAAAAGACUUCCUGGAGAAGAAAGCUGAGCAAGAAAAGACGCUGAAGGAAAUGACUGAAAAACUGCAACAAGAAGGGUUGGAGAACCAGAGAAAAAGAGAAGUUUUAAAGGAGCAACAAAAACUUCUUGAUUUGGAGAAAGAUGAACUACAAGCUAUGAAGAAGUCUUCGCGACAGUUCCACGAAGCUCUGGUACAAAAAGAAGAAGAGCAGACAAAAAAAGAAAGAAGCCUGGAGAAGGAGAAGAAAAAACUGUCAGAUGACCGCGAAAAGUUGACUACUUUUGAAGGAGACCUCAAAAAUGAAGAGGCUAGACUAGAAGACUUGAAAAAGACUCUGGAUGAACGCACCGGUCAAGUAAAGAGGGACGGCCAAUGUAGCGUGGAAAAAGCUGAACUGGCAGAAAAAUCUGAAUCUCAACUGAAGCUGCUUGCUCGAAAAAGAGAGAAACUAUCAAAAAUUGAAAUUGAACUCGAGGCGGAAAAGAAAAAACUGUCCGAAGAGCGUGACGAGUUGGAAAAGAAAGAAAAUUUCCUGAAAGAAUCGGAAAUAAUUUUCAAAAGUAAGGAAGCCGAGCUGAUCGAGGAGAAAACCAGAAUGUCAGAAGAACGCGAAAAGUUGACCCCUGAACAAGGAUUGAAAGAGAAGCUGGAAGCUAAGAAGAAGUCUCUGCGACAGUUGCACGAAGCUCUGGUUCGAAAAGAAGAAGAGCAGACAGAGAAAGAAAGAAUCCUAGAAGAGGAGAAGAAAAAACUGUCAAAAGAACGUGAGAAGUUGACUAAUUGGGAAGGAGACCUCAAAAAUGUAGAAGCUAGACAAGAAAAAGUGAAAAAAGUUACUGGACGAGUGAAGGAAGAUCAAAUGAAGGAAGACGGUCAAAGGAGCCUCGAAAAAGCUGAAUCCUUGAGAAACCAGGAGCAACGGCUCGCCGAAGAUAGAGAGAAUCUGUUACUGGAAAUUGCGAGGAUCGAAAAGGACAGCGAAAACGUGAAGAACCGUUACGCUGCUGUCAAAAAACUGUUCACUGGUGCCAUGAAAAAAAGCGCAGAGGACGAGGCGAAGGAAGAUGAAAUCCGACGGCAGAAGGCCGAUUUGGAGCUGGAAAAGGUCGCGAUUCUCGAAGCAUUUCGACAGCGAACUCUGAGAAGAGAAGAAGAGGGCUUGAGGCAAAAAGUCGGAGGGCGAGUUCAAGAUUGGGAAGAGACUCUUGAAGGAGACCAAGCCGGAGAAGCGAAGGAGCAGGAGGCUCGAACGGAAGGAAAUUCGAUGGGCGAGGUGAUCAGUUCUGAGCUUACUAAAGUGAGAUGCUCUACCCUGGAUCUGCUCCAAUGUCUCGAAGAUGUCGACUCUCUGGUGAGGCAGUUUUGAAACCCUUCUACUUUUCCCAAAUUUCAGAUCAAGUCGACUCCCGGGGCAUCCAAAGGCCACCAAUUCGAAAUCUUUCAAAAAGCGGCCAGAGUUUGAUGUUCAUUUUUACAAGUUUACAACAAUUUUCUCAGAAAAAGGUCAGAUCGACCUUAGAAGAAAGCUCAAAACUAGUGACGAUCUACUCAAACGCCGCAGAAAAAUUGGGCAGUUUUUCAUUGCAAAAUGGAUCUGCCGUCCUGAAAAAUAUUGAGGUGAAGCGGGACUAUCUCAAAAAAAAAAAGAAGUUUUCCAGAUAAAAAUUCACGAUCUUUUGGAAACCGCCAAGGGUUUGAAGCAACUACUGGAGUGGUCAGACUUUGCGGGAGAAUAUUCCAACUGGGACCAUGUGCAGUUUCUGAUGAAUCGUUUGGAAAAGGAAUCGGAAAGCAUUUCUCUUCCCACAGACCUCCGUUUUGAAUAA